Anoplopoma fimbria (sablefish) is the source of this 6302-nucleotide messenger RNA. It is a transcript of the gene mapkbp1, whose product is annotated as mitogen-activated protein kinase binding protein 1. The record is from RefSeq and is a predicted model, not a curated record. Bases 528 to 5564 code for a protein of 1678 amino acids. The transcript has 31 exons. Gene Ontology annotation, molecular function: protein binding. NCBI's taxonomy places the organism in Eukaryota, Metazoa, Chordata, Actinopteri, Perciformes, Anoplopomatidae.
CAUACAAACACACACAGAUGUGUCUCCAUGUUGACGUCCACAUGGAUCUCUGGAUGUAUUGAGUGUAUCCUCCUCUUGGAGUCAGAACAAUGGCUGUAAUGUGUCCGGUGUGACGCUGUAGUUCGUGUGUCUGCCGCUGGGGGCGCUGCUGCUUCACUUUCCGUCCGUUGCAGCGUCAGAUGCGUCAAACCACGUCGCACACGACACCGGAAGAAAGGGGCUUUAUUCAAAGUAAAAGCACGGCAUUCUCGUUUUUGUUUUCAUAUGUCGAAUAAAAGUACGUGAGUCAAAGUAAUACCUGAUGGUACUGCUGUACGUCAUCCUGUAUGUCAUAUCACACUGUGUCCCUGACGGAAGGUGUUUUAAAAAAGAAAGAAACUAAAGAACUGAUUCUCACCCGGAGAGCCUCCUAGUCUUAUUCUGAAAGUCCUGUCCGGAAGUGUGCACGUCGUUGCCGCAUGCGGUCUUGACGCUCGUCUGACUCGUGAAGCCGCUUCUUCGUGUCUCCGCAGCGGCGGAGGAAUAAGAUGCGGAACCGGAGCCCGAGGCCCGGAUCAGCCCCGAACCAGAACCCGAGGCAGGCUCCCAGAACCAGAACCAGAACCAGAACCCUCCCCCCCUCCUCCUCCUCCUCCUCCUCCGGACAGCAUGACGGCGGAGCGGCGUGCGGCAGCGCGGAGCGGCGGCCGCUGAGAGGAGCGAUGAGCGCGGAGGGAAGCGGAACGAUCCGCAGCCGCAUCAAGAGUCUGCUGAGAGCUCCGUCCAUCCAGCUGAGGAGAGCCAGACACAGACAGCAGCUCCGGGAGGAGGUGACCUUGGAGAAGGUUCUGGGCAUCACAGCUCCAGGAAACCGAGCGCUGGCCUGCGACCCCCGAACCGGACUGUUGGCUUAUCCCGCCGGGUGUGUCGUCGUCUUGUUGAAUCCUCGGAAGAACAAACAGCAUCACAUCUUCAACAGCUCCAGGAAGGCCAUCACCACGUUGGCGUUUUCUCCAGAUGGGAAGUACGUGGUCACGGGAGAAAGUGGUCACAUGCCGGCGGUUCGAGUCUGGGAGGUGUCGGAGCGUGUGCAGGUGUCUGAGCUUCAGCAGCAUAAAUAUGGCGUCUCCUGCGUGGCGUUUUCUCCCAACAGUAAAUACAUCGUCAGCGUUGGAUACCAACACGACAUGAUGGUCAACGUAUGGAACUGGAAGAAAAACGUUGUGGUUUCAGCCAACAAGGUUUCCAGUAAAGUGACGGCCGUCUCCUUCUCAGACGACAGCUCCUACUUUGUUACCGCCGGCAACCGCCACGUCAAGUUCUGGUACCUGGACCACGCCAAGACCUCCAAGGUGAACGCCACCGUCCCUCUGCUGGGGCGUUCAGGGCUGCUGGGAGAGCUCAGGAAUAACUUCUUCAGUGAUGUGGCGUGUGGGCGGGGCCGACAGGCCUCCUCCACCUUCUGCAUCACUUCCUCCGGGCUGCUGUGUGAGUUCAACGACCGGCGGCUCCUCGACAAGUGGGUGGAGCUGAGGGCGUCUCAGGCCACCUGUCUGUCCGUCACAGACGAGUUGAUCUUCUGUGGUUGUUCUGACGGGACGGUUCGAGCUUUCAGCCCCGUCAACCUGCACUUCCUGUGCACUUUGCCCCGCCCACACUGUCUGGGAGCGGACAUUGCCAGCAUGGUGGACGCCAGUCAGCUGUUCUCCUCCCGCCCGGAGGCUCGAUACCCGGACACGGUGGCCGUGACCUACGACCCCGCCAGCCGCUGGCUGUCCUGCGUCUACAACGACCACAGUGUUUACGUGUGGGACGUCCGCGACCUCCGUGACCCCCGCAGGGCGGGAAAACUCUACUCCGCCCUCUACCACUCCUCCUGUGUGUGGAGCCUGGAGGUGUACCCAGAAGAAGGAGGAGGAGGAGGAGGGGCACAUCUCCCCCCCGGGUCGUACCUGUCCUGCUCAUCUGACAACACCAUCCGACUGUGGAACACCGACGGCCACAAGCUCCUCACCAGGAACAUCCUGAGCCAGGACCUACAGAAGGUCAUUUACGUGGAUGACAACGUCAGCACCCUCCUGGACCCGGACAGCGCCACCGUCACCGGUGGAACCUCGGAGAAGGCGGGGUCCUCGGCCUCAGACGGGCAGCAGACCGACCAGAGCAGGGCGGGCAUUAGGACCCUGAGAGUCAGUCCUGAUGGACAGCACCUGGCCUCUGGAGACCGCAUGGGAGUCCUCAGGAUCCAUGAUCUGGACGGGAUGGAGGAGAUCCUGAAUGUUCAGGCUCACGACUCAGAGAUUCUCUGCCUCGAGUUCUCCAAACCAGAUACUGGUCUCCAGUUGUUAGCCACAGCCAGUCGUGACCGUCUGAUCCACAUCCUGGAUGCCGGUAGAGACUACAGUCUGGUUCAGACUCUGGACGAACACUCGUCCUCCAUCACUGCCGUCCGGUUCGCUGCCAAUGAGGGGAAGGUGAGGAUGAUCAGCUGUGGAGCCGAUAAGAGCGUCUACUUCCGCACCGCUCAGCAGAUGGAGGAUGGGUUACAGUUCACUCGUACUCAUCAUGUUGUGAGGAAGACGACUCUGUAUGACAUGGACGUGGAACCAACCAGGAAGUACGCAGCAGUGGGCUGUCAGGACCGCAGCAUCAGGAUCUUUAACAUCAGUAACGGUAAACAGAAGAAGAUGUAUAAAGGCUCUCAGGGAGAGGACGGGACUCUCAUUAAGGUGCAGAUCGACCCGUCAGGUCUCUACAUCGCCACUUCCUGUUCGGAUAAGAACAUCAGUAUAUUUGACUUCUACUCCGGAGAAUGUGUGGCCACCAUGUUUGGACACUCAGAGAUAGUCACCGGUCUGAAGUUCAGCAGUGACUGCAGACAUCUGAUCACAGUGUCUGGAGACAGCUGUAUCUUCGUGUGGCGUCUCAGUCCAGAGUUAACCAUCAGGAUGAGGCAGCGACUCGCUGACCUUCGACCUCCCAGCAGCACUCAGACCUCCCAGAAUGCACCUCAGCAAAAAGUGGUGAACCUAAGCCGGGAGGCGUCUACUCCGCGUGUCGUCAACAUGUCGUCUGACAGCGAUAAGGAGGAGGAAGACGAGGAGGAGGAGGAGGGCAGGAGUCCUUUUAUGGUCACAGCAGGAUGCCUGGAGGAGGAGGAGGAGGAGACAGAAAUAUCUGAUGAGAAGUUUGACUCUCAGCGCUGCAGAGACGGAAGGAAGGACGCGUCGGGGCGCCUCCCUCGCCGCCGGUGGUCCAGGAGGACGACCAGCGACGGCGUCCUGACGGUGAAGUCCAUGUUGGACCUGAGACUGCUGGACUCGUACUGUCCUGACAGACAGGUGGACCAGCAGGCGGAGCCAGAGGUGAAGACACGCCCCGCUGAUGUUAGCCCCUCGCCCUGUUGCCAGAGUGGGGUGGGCCAACGUGUGGGGGUGGGGCUUCACCGGACCAAUCAGGAGCUGGGGAGCACCAUGAGUCUGCAGGUCAACACUGCAUGGGCAGAGGACAGCGAGGCAAGGACCAAUCAGAGGCCAGACUUCAUCUCGCUGUCCAACCGGAGUCCAGACAGCGAGGCUGAGGUGCUGUAUCCCGACCAAUGGGAGGACAGAGUGAGCUUGGCAGGAAGUGAGUUCCAGGUGAAGGAGGCGUGUCCUGCUGCAGGUGGACGUCAGGACAAACCCAGUCCAGACAGCGGCUGCUCACUGGGAUUCAGCUCCAGACUGUCCAGUCCAGUCAGACCUGCAGGAGACGACUCGGAGCCUACAGAGCCUCUCAGUGUGGAUGGAAACUCCUCCGAGCUGGAGAUGGAGGAGGACGAAGAGGAGGGAGCAGGAGGAGGAGGAGCAGGAGGAGGAGGAGGAGCAGGAGGAGGAGGAGAGGUCACGACCUCUCAGCUCGUCCCUCAGACUCCAGACCAGGAGGCCUUCCUGAAGGAACACUUUGUCACCCUGGCCGACCUCUCAGGAUCAGGAAGUCCCAGCAAAGCGUCCCACAGCUCCAGUGAGAGUCUCAGCAUGUCCUCCAGGUUCCUCUCCCAGAAUCCAGCUGGAAGUCGGAACGUGGUUCCUCUCCCAUGUCGGACCACCGGAGGAGGAGGAGGAGGAGGAGGAGGAGGAGGAGGAGGAGGAGAGGUGAAGGCCCGACCUCUGGUCUCAGAGGUCCGCCCUCUGAUGGAGGAGAACCAGAACCGGAGCCAGGACAGGAGGGUGUCAUGGAACCAGGACCAAACCCAGAAACACAACCAGGACCAAACCUCCUCAGUUCUCGACCAGGCACAGUCCCAGAACAGGAUCAACCAGGACCAGCCUCUUCUAGUCCAGAACCAGAACCAGCAGGGUCCAGAUCAUCUCCAGAUGGGGGAGGAGACCUCCUGGGCCCAGCAGACCCACCGGCCCUCCCCACUGAAGAAGAAGGUCCAAACCGCGGUGGAGUUCAGGAGGAACCUGGGCCCGACGGCCCGAGCCGCCGCCUCCCAUCUGAACUCCUCCUCCGGACUUCGGAAGGCUCAGUCAGUCCAAAACCUGCUGACGGACUCAGGUGACUCCUCCCUCUCCACCUCUUGUCCAUCCAGAGAGGUCCAGAUGCUCCUCCCCCUGCAGCGGCCCACCACCCUCCCCUCCUCCCCUAGACGCCCCCUCCGUAGCCCCUCCCCCUCAGAGACCCAGCCCCGCCUCCCCAGGUCCCCCCAACAGGAAGUAGCCGCCUCCAUCUCUGCUACAGCUUCGUCAGCCGUCACCACCCCGAGGAAGUCCUCCUCCUCCUCCUCCACUCCGGCGGCGUCGCGCUCCUACAUGAGUCCCACCGCCAGCUCCAUGGCCAAGAUGUCACGCUCCGUCUCCGUGGGCGACGGCCUCAACCUCUCAGAAUCCGGCGAGGACCCCCCAGUGACAUCAUCAUCAUCAUCAUCAGGGUCGACGGUUACCCCCUCCUCUCAGGUCAAAGACACGCCCCCUCCUCUUGUUGCCGUGGUGCCCUCCAACGCAGCUCUGGCCACGCCCCCCCACGCCACCGUUGUUCCCGUCGUUGUCGCCUCCUCCUCGUCUCUGGGUAACCAUGGUAACCAGGCGGCCCCUCCCCCCCGCGGCCUCCAGGCUCGGGUCCCCGGCAGCAGCCGACCGCUCCCGGACAAGCCCUCCAUCGCCUCCCUGUCCUCCUCCUCGUCACGGCCUCCUCCGGUCUCCGUCUCUCCCCUGACUCCCCCCCGGCAGGGGGAGGAGCCUCAGACUCCUGCAGGCGGCAGAAGUGUGGAGCUGAGAGACGACACAGACCAGCCAAUCAGUGUGGAGACCUGCAGAGCUCUGACCAAUGAGCUGCAGAGCUGCUUCAAGAGAGCAACACACCUGUACAGGAAGGUGAGCGGCUCCUCCCACGAUGACUCCACCCCCGACCAGCGUCAGAUGGCUGUCGUCCUAUCGGAGGCCUUCCAGGCCAUGAGGGCGGAGCUGGACUGUCUGCCGCUGAGCGUGCCGAGCAUGCUGGGAGUGGAGGGGGGGGUGAAGACGGUGGCUCUCCUGGAGGAGUACUCUCUGCUGCUGCUGCAGGCCGUCCACCGCAGGGUCAACGCCACGGAGGCUCCUCACUGAUGCUCUUCAUCCUCCUCCUCUUCCUCCUCCUCCACUUCCUGUCCACCUCCUCUUCAUCCUGUCAUUUUUCUUGCUCUCCAUCUUUCUUUUCUUCUUCUCUCUCAUCCCCUCGUCCUCUUACUCGUCUUCCUCCUUUACUUUCUUCUUUUUAUCCUCAUCAGUUUGAUCGUGUCUUCUGUUUUUUCAUGCAUCUUCCUUUUACUUCCCUCUUCCUCCUCUUCCUCCUCCUCCUCUUCCUCUUCUUCAGAGAUGAAGGAUCUGAAGCCAUUUUAAAUUUGUCUGAACUUUUUUUUAUUGUUAUGCAAGAAUCUCUCUGGUCUUAAAGGAGCGACGCGUCGAAACCUUUGAAGUUUUUUAGAAACUGAACGACUGAGGUCGUUUUUUAAAGACGUUUUUUAUUUUUCAUUCUGGUCUGUUUGGGCGGAAUCACUAAUGUUUGGAUUCAUUAUGAAUUAUUGUUGUAGAAACGUGGAUGUUAGACUGUAGAGACUUUUUAAAGGAGCAAACAGCAAUAUGAGAUGUUUUUGACACCUAUUUGAACAAACUUUAUUGUUCUUUUGUUUGAUGUAUAUUUGGUUCCUGAGUUCACUUGAACAGAUUUUUGGUUUCUUCUGCUGAUGUUUCACUUUAACCGUCGGACUACUGAAGGAGGAGAGCGUUUUUAUAACUGUUACUAAAGCAACACCUUUAGAGCUCGUUGGGUUUAAACUUUAACUUCAUGUUUUUGUCAAAAUUGAA